GUUAUUUCAUAAUUGCAAGUUUUUUUUGGAGUAUGUCAUGAUACGAUAGCCUAGCUUACAUGUACUCUAUACGAGCUAAUGUUACUAGCUACAGUAGCUAGCUAUCUUCUUUAGUUAGCUACCAACCUACAGUAGCUGUUCCAGCUACAACACCAAUUGGUGUCUUCAGUGUAUCUUAUGUUGUGCACAGAUCAACAGAUGGCGUCAACAAUAAUCUCCGUCCACACCACAGCCUCCCGCUUUGCCCUGCUCCAGGUCGAUUCAGAUUCAGACACAGAUUCAGAGUCAGGAAAAACUAAAAGUGGCCAGAAUUCUGGAAAGUCUCGGCCAGGAAAGGCAACCGGGGGGAAAUCCGCUGCGAGCAACGACAAGAAGAAGGAGAAGAGGAAGAAGAAGAAGGAACAGCAGCAGAGCGAGGCCAAUGAGUUAAGAAAUCUUGCCUUUAAGAAGCUCCCUCAGAAGUCCUCUGCCCCGCCCCCCACCCUGUCACUGCAGAGUGUGGCCAAUGAGCUGUUCCAUCCUGCAGAAGGAGACCAAGCCAUGCUCCCGGAAGGCUGGCAGCAAUGGAAGCAGAGAGACGAUCAGUUAACGAGUGAGCUGUACGAGGCAGACCUGGAGAAGGCGCUGAUGAUGAGUAAACUGGAGUUUGAGCAGCACAAACGGGAUGACGACAGCACUGACACUCCCUCCCCCAAGUCCAGAGGCACAGCAGGAGGGAAGAAGGAGAAGAAGAGGAGCCAGGGCAAAGACAAGAAGAUGACCGUCUCUUUGAAGGACUUCCAGGCUGACGGAGAUCAGCAGAGUAAGAAGCAGGAGAAAGAGGAGUCCAAGCCACCCACACCUCCAGAAGACCGGUUCUUCAACAAGCUUGAAGAUGACGUCAGCAAAAUUGUACAGCGGGAAAAAAGACGAGAACAGUUUUCCAAUAGCGCUGGCCUCGAGGUCACGACCUCAACAGAACACGAUUCGGACCCUCGAACUGAGCAGCUUAAGGAUGACCUUGAGAAAAAAGACCAAGAAAUAUAUAAGUUAAAGAAAGUAAUUUCACAAUGGGAGCUAAAAUACAAAGAAGUGAAAGCCAGAAACUCCCAGCUCCUGAAGAUGCUGCAGCAGGGAGAAAUGAAAGAUAAAGCAGAGAUCCUACUGCAGGUAGAAGAGCUGCUAAAUAUCAAAGAAGAGCUGUCUUCACAGGUGACAUCACUACAUGCCUCACUGGAACAGGAGAAGUCUAAAGUGAAAGGAUUACAGACAGAUCAGCCAAAACAUCAUCAGGGAAACCGGAAGGGAAAAAAGGGUUCAGAGCCCGAUCUAUGAAGGCCGUAAAGGAAAGAACGUCCCACUACAAGAGAAACAAUGAAGCUACGCACUCCUAUUCUUCAGGGUCUCCCAUGUUUUUACGGUUACUCUCUGCCUACAUGCACUACGCAUGCCUUGAAUAAUCACACACACACACACCCGAAGUCAUUUGACAGGCUUUUAGUAAACGGCUCUGAAUACAGAUAGGUUUUGUGUUGACUGACAUUAUCGCAGCUCCUCUUUUGUUGUGAUUCUGAAGCUCAAGUACACUGUCUGCUCCUCCAUUUCUCUGGUGUGAAUGAUGCCAAAUGACAAGUGUGAAAUGUUUGCUUUUUCUUUUCACUGCAAAAUAAACAACUUUUUCAGUGUAA
Esox lucius (northern pike) is the source of this 1667-nucleotide messenger RNA. RefSeq names its product G kinase anchoring protein 1 (gene gkap1). Gene Ontology annotation, cellular component: Golgi apparatus. The transcript has 12 exons. Lineage: Eukaryota; Metazoa; Chordata; Actinopteri; Esociformes; Esocidae. The record is from RefSeq and is a predicted model, not a curated record. The coding region runs from base 178 to 1314 and encodes 378 amino acids. Gene Ontology annotation, biological process: signal transduction.